UGGCGCUGCGUCUCCGCCUUCACAGCUGCAGCUUUUUCUAGGCUCGGUGCUAGACCAGAGCAGGAGUGACUCCCAUAGUCCCCGGCCAAGAAAAUGUUGGCCUAGGACUGGCGCGAACGGAGCGCGCUGGUUUCCUGCUUCCGCGAGGCCGAGCCUGCUGUACUGCAGGGCCCGUCUCCAGAGCGAGCACAGCCGGGCGCCUGGACCAGCCCCCGAGCGCGCACGCGCGCUGUGUAGCUCCGGGUGGAGGCCGGAGUUGACGUUAGCCAUGGAAACCGAGAGCUGGCCCGAGCGGGGCCACGGUGAGCUUGCUCUGCCGCCUUAGCUUCUCUGCCUCCGCGCUCGGGCAAUAGCUAAUCUCCCCGCGGGAGCGUCCAGCCCGGGUUUACCUGCAAAAAUGCAGUUCCCGGGAUGCCUUCGCGUCUCCUCUUCCCUCGGGUGAUUUGAGAAACUGCUGUGUUACAGAAAAGCAUGUGACUUUCAGAAUAAUCCCGAAUGAUGAUGAGUCCAGAUGUGCCUCUACUGAACGAUUACAAGCAGGACUUCUUUCUGAAGCGCUUUCCACAGACUGUUCUUGGAGGCCCUCGAUUCAAAUUAGGCUAUUGUGCUCCUCCUUACAUAUAUGUUAAUCAAAUUAUUCUCUUUCUAAUGCCAUGGGUUUGGGGUGGAGUUGGAACACUUUUGUACCAGUUAGGCAUCCUGAAAGAUUAUUAUACAGCAGCACUUUCAGGUGGAUUAAUGCUUUUUACUGCAUUUGUCAUCCAGUUCACAAGUUUAUAUGCCAGAAGCAAAUCAGCAACAAUAGAAAGAAUACUAACCACGGAUAUCUUAGCAGAGGAGGAUGAACAUGAAUUUACAAGUUGUGCUGGUGCUGAGACUGUCAGAUUUCUCAUUCCUGGCAAGAAAUAUAUACCCAAUACAGUUUUUCAUUCUGUUCUUGCUGGAUUAGUAUGUGGUCUUGGAACAUGGUAUCUGCUCCCAAAUAGAAUAACCUUGCUGUAUGGCAGUAUAGGAGGCACUACUCUACUAUUCUUCUUUGGAUGGAUGACAUUAUGUAUAGGAGAAUAUUCAUUAAUUGUAAACACAGCUACAGAGACUGCAACUUUUCAAACAGAGGAUACUUAUGAAAUUACUCCUCUUAUGAGACCUCUUUAUAUUUUUUUCUUUGUUUCUGUGGAUCUGGCACACAGGUUUAUGGUAAAUAUACCAGCUCUAGAACAAAUGAACCAGAUUUUACACAUCCUAUUUGUAUUUUUACCCUUUCUGUGGGCACUUGGGACUCUGCCCCCUCCCGAUGCACUUUUCUUAUGGGCAAUGGAGCAGGUUUUAGAGUUCGGUCUUGGAGGCUCAUCUAUGUCAACCCAACUACGGUUAUUAGUAAUGUUCAUCAUGUCUGCUGGAACAGCUAUAACAUCAUAUUUCAUUCCAAGCACUGUUGGUGUGGUUCUCUUCAUGACUGGAUUUGGUUUCCUGCUCAGUCUGAACUUAAGUGACAUAGGUCACAAAAUUGGAACCAAAUCUAAGGAUUUACCCAGCAGUCCAGGAAAACAUUUUAUAUGGAAGGAAUGCCUUUUCUACAUCAUUGUAUUAGUCUUGGCUCUUUUAGAAACUAGUUUGCUUCAUCACUUUGCUGGCUUCUCACAGAUUUCCAAAAGCAGUUCCCAGGCUAUUGUGAGCUAUGGUUUGAUGAUAUUACUUAUAAUACUGUGGAUACUUAGGGAAAUUCAAAGCCUGUAUAUCUUUGGAAUUUUCCGAAAUCCUUUUUAUCCGAAGGAUGUUCAAAUAAUGACUGUAUUCUUAGAGAAGCAAACUAGGCUCAUGAAGAUUGGUAUUGUGAGACGGAUUUUGCUAACUUUAGUAUCACCUUUUGCUAUGAUAGCAUUUCUUUCAUUGGACAGUUCCUUACAAGGGCUCCACUCAGUGUCUGUCUCUAUUGGAUUCACAAGAGCUUUUAGAAUGGUAUGGCAGAACACAGAAAAUGCUUUAAUAGAGACAGUUAUUGUAUCAACAGUACACUUGAUCUCCAGUGCAGACAUAUGGUGGAACAGAAGCCUGGAUACAGGAAUCAGACUCUUACUGGUUGGUAUCAUACGUGAUCGUUUGAUUCAGUUCAUCUCUAAAUUGCAGUUUGCCGUGACUGUUCUUUUGACAUCAUGGACAGAGGAAAAACAACGUCGAAAAAGAACUACUACCUUAUGUAUACUCAACAUUGUCUUUUCUCCAUUCGUCUUGGUCAUCCUAGUUUUUUCUACACUACUCUCUUCUCCCUUACUCCCCCUUUUCACCCUUCCUCUGUUCUUGGUGGGGUUUCCCCGACCUAUUCAGAGUUGGCCAGGAGCAGCAGGCACCACAGCCUGUGUGUGUGCAGAUACAGUGUACUACUACCAAAUGGUCCCCAGAUUGACUGCUGUGCUGCAGACUGCAAUGGCAGCUGGAAGUUUAGGCCUCCUCCUACCUGGAUCUCAUUACUUGGGCCGUUUUGAGGAUCGUUUAAUAUGGAUAAUAAUUCUGGAAUGUGGCUAUACGUACUGCUGUAUUAACAUUAAGGGGUUAGAAUUGCAGGAAACAUCCUGUCAUACUGCAGAAGCUCGCAGAGUUGAUGAAGUUUUUGAAGAUGCUUUUGAGCAAGAAUACAUAAGAGUACGUUCUCUUAAUAAGCACUUUGGAAAUGUCUUGACACCCUGUACUGUUUUGCCUGUGAAAUUAUAUUCUGAUUCCAGGAAUGUUCUAUCAGGCAUAAUUGAUGCUCAUGAAAACUUAAAAGAAUUUAAAGAUGACCUCAUUAAAGUACUUGUGUGGAUACUUGUUCAGUACUGCUCCAAAAGGCCUGGCAUGAAAGAGAGUGGUCACAACACUGAAAAUAAAGGGAAAGCACCUCUAAUCUUGCCUGCUUUGAAUACUUCACUGCCUCCUGAAUCCCCAGAAGACAUAGAUAGUUUAAAUUCAGAAACUUUUGAUGACUGGUCUGAUGAUAAUAUUUUUGAUGAUGAGCCAACUAUCAGAAAAGUAAUAGAAGAAAAACAUCAGUUGAAAGAUUUGCCAGGUACAAAUUUGUUUAUCCCAGGAUCAGUAGAAUCGCAGAGGGUUAGUGAUCAUUCUACAGGCACAGUUCCUGAAAAUGAUCUUUACAAAGCAGUUCUAUUAGGAUACCCUGCUGUUGACAAAGGAAAACAAGAAGACAUGCCAUAUAUUCCUCUCAUGGAGUUCAGUUGUUCACAUUCUCACUUAGUAUGCUUACCUGCAGAGUGGAGGACUAGCUGUAUGCCUAAUUCCAAAAUAAAGGAGAUGAGCUCGUUAUUUCCAGAAGACUGGUAUCAAUUUGUUUUAAGGCAGUUGGAAUGUUUUCAUUCAGAAGAAAAGGCUUCAAAUAUACUGGAAGAAAUUGCAAAGGACAAAGUUUUAAAAGAAUUUUAUGUUCAUACAGUAAUGACUUGUUAUUUUAGUUUAUUUGGAAUAGACGAUAUGACUCCUCGUCCUGGUCAUAUAUUGAGAGUUUACAGUGGCGUUUUGCCUUGGUCUGUUGCUUUGGACUGGCUCACAGAAAAGCCAGAACUGUUUCAACUAGCACUGAAAGCAUUCAGGUAUACGCUGAAACUAAUGAUUGAUAAAGCAAGUUUAGGUCCCAUAGAAGACUUUAGAGAAUUGAUUGACUACCUUGAAGAAUAUGAACGUGACUGGUACAUUGGUUUGGUAUCUGAGGAAAAGUGGAAGGAAGCAGUUUUACAAGAAAAGCCAUACUUGUUUUCUCUGGGGUAUGAUUCUAAUAUGGGAGUUUACACUGGGAGAGUACUUAGCCUUCAAGAAUUAUUGGUCCAAGUGGGGAAGUUAAAUGCUGAAGCUGUUAAAGGUCAGUGGGCCAAUCUUUCAUGGGAAUUACUUUAUGCCACAAAUGAUGAUGAAGAACGUUAUAGUAUACAAGCUCAUCCACUACUUUUAAGAAAUCUUACAGUACAAGCAGCAGAUCCUCCCCUGGGAUAUCCUAUUUAUUCUUCAAAACCUCUCCAUAUACAUUUGCAUUAGAGCUCGUUUUGACUUGUCAUGUCAUCACAUGCAGAGUUUUUAUUUUUUCAUUCUAAAAAGUAAGUGUGGUUUUUGUAACUUCAUUAGACUUCUCCCUGCCCCAUUCAAAUGCCUGAGAACAGCUAAGAUCCGUAAAGUUGGUUCUCUUAGCCAUCUUAAUGGUUUUAAAAAGCAACAAAAUCAUCUUUAUGUCUAACAUAAAAGUAUAGAACGAUUUGGCUAUUAUUUGUGCCCUCUGUACUUUAGUAGGCUUUGGUAAAAUAUGAUAAAACAUUUGUAUAAUCACUACAUAAUGAAUUGUUUAAUGCUUUCUUAAAUGUGUGAUAGGUGAGUUGCCAUACUAAGUUAACAGCUAUGUAAUUUUUACAUACUUAAAAGAUAUGCAUAUCAGUAUUCUGAGUAAUGAUAAUGGAUCUUGUUCAAGGAUAACAUAAUGUAUAUAUAUUUGUUUGAAAUAUAUUUAUAGUGUUUUCCUAUGUGCUGUUUUAUUUUAUCAUCUAAUAUUGUCUAAAUGUUUUUAGACAAAGCAUGUAGUUUCCUUUCAUAGACUUCAAUUCCUUUCCUUUCAUAGACUUCAGUUCACAAAUAUCCUUUUCAUAUAUAUGAAAGGAGCAGGGUUUAUCCCAUUCAUCAUGUGAAUAUUCACAGGAAGAGCAAUGUUAGGGUAAUCUGCAUAUGACUACUAGAGCAUAGAUUUGAAUCAUUAUAUAUUUCUUUCAACUGAAUUAACUGCUUCUGAAAAAAUAAUUUACCCAACAGGACUACCAGUCACUAGUUUCUUAAGGUAUAUGAACUAAAGUCAGAAGGAGAUGAGAAGAAAAUUUUUAUAAUGUGAUCUGAAUUUUAUUUUCAUUCUCUUCUUGCUUAGGAACUUUUUACAAAUACGUGUAAAGGGGAUUAACAAUGAAUCUGCAUCAGUUGAGAGAUCAGAUUUCUGUAGUUCUUACUUAAUUUCCAUUGAAAUCAAUAGGAGCCCCCUAGAUCUGUAAUAGAGUAAUGCAUUCUCUUUAGAAAUCAUGCAAGUUUUAUGAAAUGUAUCAGUUAAACUGUUAAUAUUCCAUUUAUUUAGUAUGUGGACCAAUUUACUCUAAUAAUGUUAAAGGAUAACUUUUUGGACCAUUUUUCAGAUAAUGAAUUCAAGAGAUCUGUAUGUUAACCUUUUUUUUUUUUGGAGGUAAUAUAGUUAUUAAGAUUUUGUAUUACUCUGAGUUCACAUCUCAGACUUAUGAUUUAAUUUAUAUAAUUGAGAUUUACUAGCUGUACACCUUUAUAUCUUCAUCAUGUAGAAAUAUUUUCUCAUGUCAUUAAAAGUACUUGAUAAUUAUCA
Messenger RNA from Sapajus apella (tufted capuchin), 5347 nucleotides. RefSeq names its product pecanex 4 (gene PCNX4). Bases 496 to 4020 code for a protein of 1174 amino acids. NCBI's taxonomy places the organism in Eukaryota, Metazoa, Chordata, Mammalia, Primates, Cebidae. Gene Ontology annotation, cellular component: membrane. The record is from RefSeq and is a predicted model, not a curated record. The transcript is spliced from 11 exons.